Echinops telfairi (small Madagascar hedgehog) is the source of this 1632-nucleotide messenger RNA. Its product is annotated as junctophilin-2. The transcript has 2 exons. Lineage: Eukaryota; Metazoa; Chordata; Mammalia; Afrosoricida; Tenrecidae. The record is from RefSeq and is a predicted model, not a curated record. Gene Ontology annotation, cellular component: plasma membrane; sarcoplasmic reticulum; endoplasmic reticulum membrane. The coding region runs from base 460 to 1632 and encodes 390 amino acids.
CAGCGGCUGGCCAGCCCGGGCCGGGAAGCCAGCCUCGGGAGGAGGCUGUCGCUGAGGGCAUUCCUCCUUUUCAUAUCAGACGGGGGACCCCUGCACCGCACCCCGUGUACAGGCUUCUUAAAGGGAUCACCCGCUUUUCCUUUGAAUCCAUGGAAGCCAGACGUGGGACGCUUGGUGGCCUUCGCCUCCGUCCUUCCUGCUUCCUUCCCAGCUGGCCGCCCGCCUCUGGCUCCCAGGGGCCUCGCAGGCAUGGCACUGACCAGCCAGCCCAGUGCUGACUUGGCCCCUGGGCUCUCUCAGCCCAGGGUGGCAGCUCGCUGCUCCCCUGCUGGGGCAGGGUGGUGAAUCUGGGGACCCACCCGGAGCACCCCUGCCUGCCCAGUGCCGCUGGCCCUCCGGCCCUCCACACCCACGCUGGAGAACCGGGAGGUGGUUGGGGACUCUGGGGGCUACGAUGAGAUGAGCGGGGGCCGCUUUGACUUUGAUGAUGGCGGGGCGUACUGCGGGGGCUGGGAGGCGGGCAAGGCCCACGGACACGGGCUGUGCACUGGCCCCAAGGGCCAGGGCGAGUACUCCGGCUCCUGGAACUUUGGCUUUGAGGUGGCAGGCGUCUACACCUGGCCCAGCGGGAACACCUUCGAGGGUUACUGGAGCCAGGGCAAGCGGCACGGGCUGGGCAUAGAGACCAAGGGGCGCUGGCUGUACAAGGGCGAGUGGACGCACGGCUUUAAGGGGCGCUACGGCACUCGGCAGAGCACCAGCAGCGGCGCCAAGUACGAGGGCACCUGGAGCAACGGCCUGCAGGACGGCUAUGGCACAGAGACCUACGCCGACGGAGGGACUUACCAAGGCCAGUUCACCAACGGCAUGCGCCACGGCUACGGCGUGCGCCAGAGCGUGCCCUACGGGAUGGCCGUGGUGGUGCGAUCGCCGCUGCGCACGUCGCUCUCGUCCCUGCGCAGCGAGCACAGCAACGGCACGGUGGCCCCGGACUCGCCCGCCUCAACGGCCGCUGACGGCCCGACGCUGCCCCUGCCCGUCACCCCGCGCGGCGGCUUCGCGCUCAGCCUCCUGGCCAACGCCGAGGCGGCCGCCCGGGCGCCCAAGGGCGGCGGCCUCUUCCAGCGGGGCGCCCUGCUGGGCAAGCUGGGCCGCGCCGAGUCGCGCACGUCGCUGGGCAGCCAGCGCAGCCGCGUGAGCUUCCUCAAGGGCGACCUCAGCUCGGGGGCCAGCGACGCCGCCUCCACCGCCAGCCUGGGCGAGGGCGCCGAGGGCGCCGACGAGGCCGCGCCCUUCGAGGCGGACAUCGACGCCACCACCACCGAGACCUACAUGGGCGAGUGGAAGAACGACCGGCGCUCGGGCUUCGGCGUGAGCGAGCGGUCCAGCGGCCUCCGCUACGAGGGCGAGUGGCUGGACAACCUGCGCCACGGCUACGGCUGCACCACGCUGCCCAACGGCCACCGCGAGGAGGGCAAGUACCGCCACAACGUGCUGGUCAAGGGCACCAAGCGCCGCGUGCUGCCGCUCAAGAACGGCAAGGUCCGCCAGAAGGUCGAGCACAGCGUGGAGGGCGCCCAGCGCGCCGCCGCCAUCGCGCGCCAGAAGGCGGAGAUCGCCACGUCCAGGUAG